This is a messenger RNA of Cyphellophora attinorum, 2076 nucleotides long. RefSeq names its product NADPH--cytochrome. Bases 1 to 2076 code for a protein of 691 amino acids. The transcript is spliced from 2 exons. Gene Ontology annotation, cellular component: cytosol. Gene Ontology annotation, molecular function: NADPH-hemoprotein reductase activity; flavin adenine dinucleotide binding; FMN binding. Lineage: Eukaryota; Fungi; Ascomycota; Eurotiomycetes; Chaetothyriales; Cyphellophoraceae. The record is from RefSeq and is a predicted model, not a curated record.
AUGGCGCAGGUCGAUACACUUGAUCUCAUAGUGCUUGCACUCCUGCUCGUUGGCAGUGUAGCAUACUUUACAAAAGGCACAUAUUGGGGAGUUCCCAAAGACCCAUAUGCCGCGUCUGCCAUGAAUGGCAGUGCAGCCAAAAAAGGCUCACGAAACAUCCUCGAGAAGAUGGACGAGUCAGGCAAGAACUGUGUGAUAUUCUACGGCUCUCAGACAGGAACCGCCGAAGAUUACGCCUCUCGACUCGCAAAAGAAGGCUCUUCACGCUUCGGUCUGAAGACCAUGACAGCCGACCUCGAAGAUUACGAUUACGAGAACCUAGAUCAGUUCCCAGAGGACAAGAUUGCUUUCUUUGUCAUGGCAACGUACGGUGAAGGCGAGCCGACCGAUAAUGCGGUUGAGUUCUGGGAAUUCAUGAACGCUGAGCCACCCUCCUUCUCCGAAUCCUCCGAGGACAAGCCACUGCAGAACCUUAGAUAUGUCGCAUUCGGCCUGGGCAACAACACUUACGAGCACUACAACUCCAUGGUCCGAAAUCUCGACAAGAUUCUGACAGGCCUCGGUGGCAAGAGAAUUGGAACUGCUGGCGAAGGCGAUGACGGUGCUGGAACUAUGGAGGAAGAUUUUCUUGCCUGGAAAGAGCCGAUGUGGACUGCGCUGGCCGAAGAUAUGGGUCUGGAAGAACGCGAGGCUGUAUACGAGCCCGUGUUCAGUGUCGACGAGCGUGAUGACUUGUCCCCCGAGGACGACACCGUCUAUCUCGGCGAGCCAAACAAGAACCAUCUCGAAGGCACCCAGAAAGGACCAUUCAACGCCCACAACCCGUACAUUGCGCCUAUCGCCGAAUCUCGCGAACUGUUUACUGUCAAGGACCGAAACUGCCUGCACGUCGAGAUUGAUGUCUCUAAUUCCAACAUCUCUUACACAACCGGUGACCAUAUUGCUGUGUGGCCCACCAACGCAGGCAUGGAAGUCGAUCGUUUCGUCAAGGUUUUCGGACUUGAAGAGAAGCGCGAUCGUGUCAUUUCGAUGAAAGGUCUUGAUCCAACUGCGAAAGUGCCGUUCCCAACGCCGACUACCUACGAUACUGCAAUUCGUUACCAUAUGGAGAUUUGCGCUCCCGUCUCACGUCAAUUCAUCUCAACACUAGCCGCAUUUGCACCCAAUGAAGAUGCCAAGAAGGAGAUGACCAGACUUGGGUCUGACCCGGACUACUUCAAGGAGAAGAUCGCUUCUCAGUACAUGAAUAUCUCCCAGGCCUGCGCGUCCGUAUCUUCGGAGCCGUGGUCUGCGGUGCCGUUCUCAUGUUUGGUGGAGACUAUCAACAAGCUCCAGCCCAGAUACUACUCCAUUUCGUCCUCAUCUGCCGUCCAGCCAAAGAAGAUCUCUGUGACAGCUGUCGUUGAAUCAAUCCGCAUUCCGGGAGCUGGCCACGUCGUCAAAGGAGUCACUACCAACUAUUUGCUGGCACUGAAGCAGAAGCAGAACGGUGACCCGUCUCCUUCGCCACAUGGGCUGACUUACAACAUCACUGGACCUCGCAACAAAUACGAUGGCUUCCAUGUGCCUGUCCACGUCCGUCACUCGAACUUCAAACUGCCUUCUGAUCCCUCGAAGCCUAUCAUCAUGGUUGGUCCAGGAACUGGAGUUGCUCCUUUCCGAGGGUUUGUUCAGGAACGGGCUGCAGCUGCUAAGAAGGGCGAGAAUGUUGGCAAAACUGUUCUGUUCUAUGGUUGCCGCAGGCGAAGCGAGGACUGGCUGUACAAGGACGAGUGGGAUCACUUCCAAGAAGCCCUUGGCGACAACUUGGUCAUUUUCAACGCGUUCUCUCGAGAUCAGGAAAAGAAAGUGUAUGUUCAGCAUCUACUCAAGGAGAACGGCACACUCGUCAACGAACUACUCCAGAAAAAGGCCAACUUCUAUGUCUGUGGCGAUGCAGCCCACAUGGCUCGCGAAGUAAAUGAUGUCCUCGGCCAAAUUAUUGCCAAGGAGCGUGGUGUUGACGAGAAGAAGGCAGAACAGACCGUCAAGAGUAUGAGGAGUAGCGGGGUCUAUCAAGAGGAUGUCUGGUCGUAG